Molecule: messenger RNA, 4134 nt
Organism: Leptopilina boulardi
Lineage: Eukaryota; Metazoa; Arthropoda; Insecta; Hymenoptera; Figitidae
Exons: 9
Coding region: 530-3808 (1092 amino acids)
Source: RefSeq, a predicted model, not a curated record
CUCUGUAUCAACAAGUUCAUUUUGCUACCGAUUCUUCUUCAUCCAAGAUUCAUUCCACUCCUGGAAAGCGUUGAUUUUUGUCGUUCGUGUGUAUCUGUGUUCAAUGUGAAUGUGUUUGCGUUCACAGUGGUUCCUGCCACUUCCGAAACAUUUACUCCUGCUCUACAUGAAAUACUCCUGGACAUCGGUCAGUCAUGAAGCGGAUGGUCCACAGUUCACUUCCGUUAAAAAAAACUUCCUUUCCAACUGUGACUAAACACUUCUCGUAACCGUGAAACAUAUACUCGAAUGUCAAGGUGAAAUCGUCAUUUAGUGUUACACAAACUCGUGUCGUGCAAAUUUUCUUCUGGAAUUUGGAUCAUGUUCUUCAAAAGGAACAAUCUAGAAAGAUCCGGAGGUGAGAAGCCGGAGAAAUCGAUAUUAGCGGAAGUGUCUUAUUUACCAAGAGUUCGAUAGCCUGAUCUCAGAAGCCACAAAAGAUCCUCAUUUUUUUUUCUUGAAAAAAAAAAAAAAAUAAAACAUCAUCAGGAUGUCGUGUUGUGACGAUGGUUUCCGAUUGGCUGAAGCACCUUCCGUGUGCUCAAUGAAGAGCAAAGCUCAAAUUGAUGCUCUUUUCGAUGAGUUAAGAUCCAUAUGCAGUUCCACUAAUGGAGGAUGGUAUCCAAUAAUUUCAACAGGAGUUGUUGAUCACGAUUCAGAAGAUAUCAGCUCCGAGGAACAGAGGAAGAUCAACAAUGCUGUUCAGGCUCGUAUUGAGUCAAUGUUCGCUUCUGUUGAGGCUGAAAGCGGAACACCUGGAGAAUGUGCUGCUGCAAUUUUACCGGUUAAAUAUUUGGGAGCAGCUCCAGUGGGUGGACGUGUGGCGAGUGUUCGUGGUCUUCAGGAACCACUUCGUCAACUAUUGGAGCAAAAGAAAGAAUCCACAAAUGCUGAAUUGGAAGUCUCACGUCGAGGAUUAACAUAUCGAACAGUGGAGCAUUAUGAAAAAAAUAAUCCAUUUCGAAGAAUUGCCGUUUGGAGUGCUCUGAGGCUUCGUGCGAAAAAAACAACAAACGGUGGUGUUCAUCAUGCAUUUAUGCCGCUGGUCGGCGAUGAUUUAACAUCAUCCGGAGACGAGAGACACUCGGAUCUUUAUCGAACGAUGCGUGGCCUAAAUAGUCAGGUAGAAGGUUAUCCGCCAAUUUUUGCUGUUGUCAUGAGACGACCAGGCGUUGCUCGUCUUCUCGAGUGUCACGCUUUUGCUUGUCAAGCCGAAGAGGAUGCUAUCGCAGCCGCUGCCACACUCUAUCGGGCUCUCGUUGCUGAUUUAGAAGCCAACAGAAAAAAAUUUUACCACAGAAGAAGGCCACGGCAGACAAAUGGCGUUGGUUGUGUUUCUCUUGCCUCGGUUAUUUCGAGCGCACGGGAUCUGAGUCCAGCGAGUAGAAUUAAAAACAUUCGUCGUUCACCACCACCAUCGCGACCAAUGGCUCCACAUCCGGUUAGGCCACCAAGGGCAAAGAAGAGUUCCGUAUCGAGUGCCACUGAAGAAGAGACAACGAAAAAAUCCCCCGUAGUUGUUGAAAAAGUCCCACGACGAAAGAAGAGACUCACUGAAAUUAAUCCCGACGAUAUUUUAGAAGCAAGAAAUCGAAAGUAUUCAUUAUCAAAAAAUUCCAAUAUAAAAAAUGAAAAAAGACGCGAUACCACAAAAGUUGAAAUACAAUUAAAUGAAGAGCGUAUGAAUAAUAAGAAUAAAAUUUACGGUACAAAGCAGACGCACACCGGUAAAAUUAUUGAAAUUCCACGAGGUCAAGCUGACAUUACGUAUGACGAUAAUCGAAAAUGUAAUGAAUACGAGAGAUUUAAUUUGAAAAAUAAAAAAAAGAAUUGCUGUCACGAGACAAAUAAUCAAAAGAAAAUUAAUGAGAACGAAAAAAAUGAAGAAAAUAUAUACGAAAAGAAUCAGGGAUUUUAUGAUCUUAAUCGAUCAGCUGCUAAGAAUCGCGAGGAGAAUUGUGACAGGGGUAAAUAUAAAAUUUCUUCCGAGAUGAAUAAAGCCCCGGAGAAGAAAGAUUCAGAAUGCAAAAGUCGAGAGAACUCUAUUUACGAAAAAAUGUCGAAUAAAAGAUCAAGUAGAGAGAAAUUAAACGAGGAACACUUGAAGAACGCCGAUAAGAUCUACAGCCUAGGUCAGGAAGAAAUCUACACACCCAGGAAGCCAGCAAGAACUGAUAUAAAUCAAAUGCAAACAAAAUGCAUUCCACAGCAAGAACAUCGAAAUCAAAAGGAUAAUGCAUCCGAGGAAGAUAUCUACUCUUGUCGUCAGGCCAAUAGAAUUUCCACUCUCGAUAAACCCAUGAAGAAACAACUUCUUCAGGAUCUUAGCACCAACAUUCCACAAUGUUGUCAGCGAACUAGACGUAGAAGUCGAGCCGGUAGUGAACCACCGUCGAGUAGAUCCGAGGAGGCUUUAAAAUGUCUACAAGAGACAAAAUUAAAAAGAUCACAAAGCGAUAUUGACGUGGAUAAAGGAGAUUUAAUGACUCGUGUUGAAUUGCCAAGGAGAGGGAGUUUCCUGAAAACGGGAAGUACAAGAAGACCAAAUACAAUAACGGGUGGAACACCGUUAGGAUUUACGGAAUUAUUCGAUGAAUUUCGAAAUCAGGAAGGAUUAACAAGUGUCGAUGACAUUCUUGCAACUAUUAUCGAUCCGGAGGGAAUGUCUUUUAACGAUUUGAAGCCAUUAUAUAAAGAGUUCUUGUUAAAAUUGGCAUCAACCUUGACACAGGAUGAAUUGUAUCAAAGGUCAGCGAGUAUAAUGAGAAGACGUCGUCGUCCCCAGAGGCGUCGAUCAACAAGUCGACCUUCUCUCUUGGGUCGUGCGAUCAGAAGGUCAGUUUCACGACUCAAAGGCGGUCCAAUGGAAUUUACAUCUGUUAUUUUUCCCGCACGAAAAUUAAAUGAUAGCUUUGGUAGUAGUUCGUCUUGUGAUGUCAGAAAUAAUCAUAGAAAUCGUGUUCUUGCCAGCAGGCUCGGCAAAAGAAGAUCGUCCUGGCGAAAAAAUAAAGGAGCAAUUGGACAAACUACCUCCGAGGAUAGCGAUACUUGCAAGCGAUGGAAUCGUAAUAUUGGAGCAAAUAGAAGUAGCAGCGGUUAUGUGAGUUGCAGUGAAUGUAGUUAUGAUUCAGAAACGUGUACCUGUAUCUCGGCAGAUAAAUGCUAUUGUUCUUUAUCGCGAAAAGUUCCCGCUGAGCAGGCAGUUAUUUGUUCUUGUGAUACGGACAGUUGUUCAGAGAGUAACAAAUGUUAUUGUCCCAGUCGUCCUGAUCAACCAACAAUUUUGGAACAGCUCCGUCAACGAGGAAUCGUUCCCUCAGAGAGUACCAUCAGCCGUGGAGGAAGUUCCGAUCGAGCAAAAACAGCCAGAACCAAUAGAAGUAUCGCUUCAUCUCAGAGUCUUGAAUUUCUCAAGGUUAGACCAUCGCCAAAUCGAGGAAGUUCGGAUAAUUUGGCACUUGAUUAUGAUCUCUUUAGUCCAGGAAGAAAAUCACAACACUCGUCAGACAGUGAAAAAGUAUUGGUCGUCAGUGCAAGAGAUCCACAGGGUCGUUUAGUUUACGUUGGUGGCACUGAAAGACAUAAAAAAUCAACAAAAACUUGUCAGGGUAAAGCAAGUUUACAUCAUGAGGCACUGUCAAUUAAAAAAAGUGCAGAAAUUGCCGCAAUUUUUGGCGGUAAUAACGGACGUCUGGGAAGAAAGACAAGUAAUGCAUCUAGCGUGAGAAGUUCCGUAAGUUUGGAAGCUGGAUUAGGUUACUUACCUUAAAAAAAUAUACUUUUAAUCGAAUACGGGUAUUUGAUGCUCAAUUUAAUUUUAAAUGAUUAAAAAAAUCAAAAACACAUUCCAAAGGAUCUUGGAAAUAAAUCCGUGUAUGUUUAGAAUAGUUCUCUUCUUUUAGAAAAUACUAAAAAGUUUCCUAUAAUUCUGAAAAAUUUAGAAAAUUAAUUAAUUAUAUUCAUAUUUAAUUUGCUACAUUGAACCUGAUAUAGCGUAAAUGUAAAGACAAGGGAUAGUGCAAUAUAAUGUAAAGUACGAAAUAUUUUUCAUAAGAAUUGAAAAAAUUUGAAUGAUUAUUAAAAAAUUGAUAUUUA